AAUUAUAAUUGUAUAACAACAGAGAGCGUUUAGGUUUGGGUCUGAAGAGGAACAGGCAUCUUCAUCGUGAAGACCCACAACCCUGACUGCCAGCCAUAGCCCCAAUCCCCUCAAUUGUCUUCUCCCCCUCCUCACACCAUGAAGUCCAUCUUCUAAGCCCGAUGUCUUCGAUCCCCAAGCUUCCGGUUUUACUUGCAAAUCAGCCCGUCAUCAUGUUAGCCACCGCCGCUGCCGCCGCCUCUUUUUGGCUUCGUCCCAGUCGGAGCCGCUUUUUCAUUCUCUUGCUUUGUUCCCCCCUCCUCGUUCCCAUUUUCUGCGCUACUUUCCCCAUCAUCUGUGCCAUAGAGCUCUGCAUCCGCCUUGCUCGUCACAGGAUAAGGAUAUGUCUUCGCGAUUCCCCAGAAAGCGAACGGUUGCGGCGAUGUGAGGAAGGCGGCUGCAGAUCAGCGCUCCCGGAGAAGGUUGGCGAUGACGGGGAGGAGGAUAUCGGCCUAUUACCGAGGUACUUGGAUGAUCAGCUACUGCUUGUUCGAUCUGUUUAUGUAUGUGGGGAUUGUGCCGACGACUUAAGUGGGGAUGCUCGAUUUUGUGACAUUGAAAAUAGCAAUUUGAUUCCACUAUUAGGCUGAUACCAAUUCACUUUUUUUUUUUUCUUUUUAAAGUUUCGUUUUGAUUUUUCUGUUGUAAGUGUAAAAUAAUGUAAUUAAAUCAUUGAAAUUUUAUGAAUUUCUAACAAGUUUAGCGAGCUUA
Molecule: messenger RNA, 750 nt
Organism: Cucurbita maxima (winter squash)
Lineage: Eukaryota; Viridiplantae; Streptophyta; Magnoliopsida; Cucurbitales; Cucurbitaceae
Exons: 1
Coding region: 162-629 (155 amino acids)
Source: RefSeq, a predicted model, not a curated record